Messenger RNA from Sceloporus undulatus (fence lizard), 4388 nucleotides. RefSeq names its product testis expressed metallothionein like protein (gene TESMIN). Bases 1802 to 3577 code for a protein of 591 amino acids. Gene Ontology annotation, biological process: regulation of DNA-templated transcription. The transcript is spliced from 14 exons. Lineage: Eukaryota; Metazoa; Chordata; Lepidosauria; Squamata; Phrynosomatidae. The record is from RefSeq and is a predicted model, not a curated record. Gene Ontology annotation, cellular component: nucleus.
GUAGACUUAAGUCUAUGAAAGCUCACGCUGCCAACCCCUUUCUUUCUGUUAGUCUCAAAGGUGUUACAAGAUCUCUACAUACUGAUUUUACAGACUAACAUGGGUAUAUCUUUGAAUUCUACCACUCUUCAAUAAUCACAACACAUUCUUACACUGGGCCUUUGGUAUCUGCUGGAGUUUGGUUCCAGGAUCUCCCUCCUAUGGGUAGCAAAAUCUGUAGAUGCUCACAACCCCAUAGAAUUUAAUGGUGUACUAAAAUGGUGUCCCUUAUAUAAAAAGACAAAAUCAAGGUAUUCUUUUUGGAAUAUACAUAAACUCAUACAUACAAACAUACAUACAUACACACACACACACAGUGUGUUUUCAAUCUGUGGAUGUUUGAAUCUGGAUAAGGAAUCUAUGGAUAUGGAGAGGCCAACUAUAUAAAUCUGUAACUGGGAUUUCAGUGGAAAUGUGAAUUCAAUUAAUAUGGAAAUCCCAAGAAGCCAACUUGAAAUAAAAAUGUACAUAGUGACCAGCAUCAGCUUUACUUUAAAUUACGAACUAAGGGGCAUAUUUGAACUGUCUCAUAGUAUCUUGUUUUUCAGAAGUACGCAUAGAACUAAUACAGCAUUGUGUUCCUUAUGCAAUUUGCCUGGCUUAUUACUGACUUCUUUAAGUUGUAUGGUGCAAAAUUUGAAUGGGAGUCCUUGAUGGUGAGGCAUAUUUAGCCCCUGUACCAGACUGCUUCUCAGUCUUGCUCCUUCACUUUCUGCCCAUAUGUAAGUGCAUGCCUAUCCUUCACUCAUAUAAAGUGGAAUACUUAAAGGUAAUACUGCACAGUACAGACAAAGCAUCUCUUUACAGCUGGGAUAGAAAGAUGUGCUGGACAAACCUUCACAACCCUUUUUGAUCCCUGGCAUUCUGCUGAAUAUUAUUAUUAUUAUUAUUGGAAAGAGAACAAAGUUACUUUCACUUUGUAGAGCUUGUACAUUAGAAUGUUAUUCACUCUUGGGUGUGGAUAUUCCAUAACCAACAUGGUGUGGUUUGAAUAUUUGACUCGGGACCAGGGUUCGAUUCCGCACCCAUCCAUAAAACCCCCUGGGUGACAUUGAUCAAGUCACAUGCUCUCAGCCUCAGGGGAAGGCAAUGGCAAACCCUUGGCUGAACCAAUCUUGCCAAGAAAACCCCAUGAUAGGGUGGCCAGAAAUUAAAAAUGACUUGAAGGCAAACAGCAAUGGGUUGGGCAAGGGACCGGACAAAUAUCUUAUUCUCCAACUGCCUUGUUUGUCAUUAUACUUUGGCUGUGGUCAAGAUGUGCUAAAUUUAGCAAAGUGGUAAAUGUCAUCGUAUGAACUGUUAAGCUUGUCAUUAAAUUCAGUUUCCUCAGGGUUUCUGUAAAGUUAAAAAAAAAAUUUGAAUCUCUCAUAUUAAUCUGUAAACACUUAAGACAUCACCUACUUGAUAGCCUGUCUACUCACACUUGCUGCUAAAAUGUAUUUUGAACUAUUGAAUAAAACAUUUCAGGGAAACUAGGUGUUUCUCACGUUGCUUUUUGUCUAAUAAUUGAAUGAGUGACCUGCUGAGUGCUAAAACCAUGGGAGAGAGCAAUUAAAUAGGUGUAAGAAGGAAGCACACUGCCUUCAGCAAAGUCGAGGGGUAGUGAGAAGUAAGGAACAAACUGAAAGAAAGAGCUGAAACACCUGCCAAGCUGAAAGCAUGUGCAGGACAAUUGGAAGUCUCCACAGAGGUCAACCAUGUCCAGUCUGAAAGUUUAACUGUAUCUGUGGAGAAGUAUAUAACUCUUAAUGGAGUUUCAAGAAUGGAUAAUGGACAUGUGAAUGCAGUUAGCAUGAGUAACUUAACUGAUAAUACAACUGAAGAAAGAUUCAACUCCCAUCAAGAAGCCUGUUUAAUAUCUAUGGGGGAAACUACUGUCGAUCACCUGAAAUAUGUUCCUAACAGAGAAAAUGAAAAUGCAGCGUUUGAAGUAAAAAUGCAGCCAUGCAUACAAGAUUAUUGUGGUGAUGUCCUCAGAAAAGAUCCAAGAUUGCCAGAAGAGAUUUCUUCAGAAGGUGCAACAUGUGCAUAUUUACCACAACUGCAGCUGCACUCAUGCAAUAUCCGUUUCCCAUCUGCAUUAAUGACACAACAUAGAAAUUCUGCGCUAUCCCUUAGUGCCAGCACUCCUGAUGGAGCACUCAAUGCUGAUAUAGAAAGGAUACCAGUACUGAGACCACUAUUAAUUCCAACUGCAGGUGCAAAUAACUCUGUUUCUUAUGACCAAAUCAAAGGAGUUAUUAAUAAUUCCACAAUGUUACAACCAUUCGCAAGUUGUUCUAGUGAAUCUUGCAAUGGUACCAAAGCUUUAUCUCAGGAUGCUGCUGCUGUCUGUGAUGAACUUGCUGAAGUCAGAGAGGCAGUUGUUAGCAUUACAUCUAAUAACGCAGAAGAGAUUUUUCAAAAUUCAGAUAGUGGAGAAAACAGCCACAACCUACCCAUUUCACAUGAAAUAGAGGAUGGUGCCAACUGUUCACAGAGAAAUUAUCCUAGUCCCCAAGUGAUAAUCUGUCAACUGAAGAAUGGUAUGCAUAUACUCUGCCUAAACAAUACUGAAACAAAGGAGUUGAAAGCAGUUCAUUUGGUUCCUCUAAAUCAAGAGCAGCAAAAGUAUCUUCAGCCAGAUGCAAGUAACACUAUAACAUCUGUACUGGGACAGUUUCUGCCAGUUGUGAGUAAACUGAACGUAAGCACACAAGAGGUGCACCUUUUUGGUAUGAUAAAUGGUGCAUUAGUCGAAUUCUUAGGGACUUUAUCAAAGAGAUAUCCUCAAACUGGGAUGCUUGAUAAUGGAGCCAUACAUACCUACCAUUCAGAUCCAAAUUUUCAGGAGGCAACAAAAUUGUCUUUAGUUGGGUUACCUGGUGGUUCUUGGGAUGCAAAAUCAAAAAAGCCUUGUAACUGUACUAAAUCACAGUGUCUCAAAUUGUACUGUGAUUGCUUUGCAAAUGGUGAUUUCUGUAGUAACUGCAACUGCAAUAAUUGUUACAAUAAUCCACAACAUGAAAUAGAACGGUUUAAUGCUAUUAAGGCGUGUCUUGACAGAAACCCAGAAGCUUUCCUGCCAAAGAUUGGGAAAGGAAAACUAGGAGAUAUCAAACCAAGACAUAACAAAGGAUGUAAUUGUAAACGUUCAGGGUGCUUAAAGAAUUACUGUGAAUGCUUUGAGGCUAAAAUUAUGUGUUCAUCUAUCUGCAAAUGUGUUGGCUGCAAAAAUUAUGAAGAAAGCACGGAUCGGAGAACACUAAUCAAUAUGCCAAAUCAUAUGGAGAUUAAAAGUAAUGAAGGAAAUGACUCUGUAUCAUUUUCUAAUUUGGAAAUAUGGUCAAACCCCAGAAAAGACAGGCAAUCUAAUACAUGUAUAUCAUGGGAAGUAGUUGAGGCAACAUGUGCCUGUCUCCUGGCACAAGCUGAAGAGGCAGAAAAAGAAGCUUAUUCUUUUUGUGUAGCAGAACGAAUGAUCCUAGAAGAAUUUGGGAUAUGCUUAUCACAGAUUCUGCACUCUGAAUUUAAAUCUAAAGGACUGAAAGUUGAAUAAUAUGUCUCAUUUACAGAUGCACAAUGAUCUGAAGGGCUACUUGUUAUUGCCUUUGAUGUUGAUAAUAUUUUUUAAAAAUUCAAGUUAAUUUAUUGCUGUCAUAUCAUGACUACUUUUUAUUUCAAUUUCAUACUAGUUUAUGUUACCAUAGUUUUUUCCCCAUAUUAACAGCACCAUCAUACUGGAUUAUAUAAAUUUCUCAAUGUCAUUUCAAGAUUUGCGUUACUACAGGCUUAAAAAGGAUUGCAAAAAUAGGGCUAGAUUACUUAAACCUAAAUGUUCUAGGUAACAUGUUUGUGGCUUAUACAUUAUAUGGUUCUUGGAUUAUUCUAAAUUAUGUAACAUCAAAUGCAAGCCCUAAGAUCUGAAAAGAAAUGCUAAUAUGACUGCAUAACAUUGUGAAAUUCUUUUUGUUUCAGGCUGGUACUCUCAUUUCUAAUUCCUCUUGAAGUUUAAUCAUUUCAGAGACUUCACUGGAAAGUUGAUUUACUGAAGAUGAUUUUAAAAAUGAAGUACUUUAAAUGUAGUUUGAAUUCCUUUUAUUGAAUGUUUAAUUGUUUGGGUUUGAUAGAAAUGUUGAAAAGAACUUGUUUUCUGUUCACCACGCUUUACUGGGUUUGUAAUGCUAACAUUUUUGUUAUACAUUUUAUCUCAUGAAUAUUCUUACUAAAAUUAUCUUCAUUGCUAAAAAAGGAAAAGAUACAACAGUUGAGAAAGUAAAAGUUGGAGUCAUGACAUUUGUACCAAACCCCAAAUCAGUUCCAUAUUUCUAGUGCAAACUUUGGCAAUAAAUUUCAUGAUAUGUAAAAUU